AUGGAUCUGUCUACGGUCUUCGAGGCCAUGCGGGAGAAAGAGGAGGAGCUUGCAGAGGCUGAGCAACGGCUGCUGUUCGACCGGGAUAACCUCGAAACGGCGCGCGAACUCAUCCAGGAGCGUGAGGCUCGUCUUGCCGAAAGCCAGACGUCUCAGUUGUCUUUGCGGGAAGACGCGGAAAAGAUCCGUUCAAAGCUGGCGGAGCAGACGGAGGAGCUGGUAGCGGCUCGCAAGGAAGUGGAUUUGAGGAACAAGGAGAUUCGCGAGGCCAAGGAGGGGUUGGAUAAGAAGGAGGAGGAGAUCACGCGAGCCCAUGCGGCGAUCCGAGCAAGGAAUGAGAAGUUGAGGCUUGCCGAAGCUCAGCUUCAGGCUCAGGAGAGCCAGCUUGUAGCUUCGACAGCGGAGGUUCGGCAAUUGCGGUUGGAUCUCAGAUCUGCGGUUGCCGAAAAGAAACGGUUGCAGGAGGAGCUGGAGGAUUCGCAAAAGGAGCUGCGUCGGCAGGAGGGUAAAGUGACCGCCAUGGAAUCAGAUUUGGAGAAAAGAGGCGGCAUUGUGACCGCUGCGCAGAAGGAGAUUAAGAUUCUUCAGAAGCAUCUGAAGAACUCCGGAGAAAAGGGAGAGGCUGCGUCUCGGGAGCUCGCUCAAGCUAAGUCGAUGAUUGGUGCGGUGAAGGCCGAGUUGAAGGUGUCUAACGAAGCUCUGAGCAAAUUCCGGUCCGAGGUUCAUGAGCUGAAAGCCGCCGUCUCGAGACAGGAACGCGAGGCGACCAACGCGUCGAUGCUUUUGAGAAAGCGGGAACGGGAGCUCGAACGAGCAAACGCGGAACUCGCAAAGGAGAAGGCGACGUUGCAAGCAGUCCGCGCCGCGGUUCUGGAUCUCGAGACUAAGUUAAAGCAUGAGAUGGACGCCUGCGAGACGCUCGCAAAGGAGGUCCGGGACGCGCGGUCGAGGCUUCGCACAGCCAUGUCUGAAGCUUCCGAGCUCCGUAAAUCCGUCCGACAGGCUGAGUCAGAACUCUCAGACGCCAAAAUCACCCUCCAGCUUAAAGAAGCAGAACUCGUGGGUCUCCGCCUGGAGCUACAAGAAACUGCAUCGGAUCUGUCUAUAGAGAAGCAGGACCUUAAAUCCCGGUCAGAGGAGCUCGACGCCGCGGCAAGCGCGCUGGAGGGUCUUCGCCGGGAGCUGGCCGCUGUGAAGCUGGAGCUGCAGGUUAAAAAUGAGAGGGUGGCGGCGUCUGAUAAGGCUUUGGAGAUGCGGGAAGAGACGAUUGGAGCGAUGGAGGUGAAGCUGGAAGGCAGCAACGCGCGCCUGGCGGCGGCGGAGACGGCCGUGGAGCAAAUUGCGGAGCUCUCGCGCAAGCUCGCGGAUUCCGCGCUCGCCGCCGGGGGGUUCGACAUGGGGGUGCUGCCGUCCGGGAGAGCGGUGCAGAGCGGUGGUGUGGGGUCGGUGGGGUUGAGAGGCGGGAAGAUGCUGGUGGGGGAGAGCGUGCUGCUGGCGGAGACGAACCGAGAGCUGUUCGCGGCGAGCCGAGCUCUGCUGGAGAAGGAGCAUGGGAUGCAGCUGCUGCAGGUAGGCCGUACUGACCUCCCCGACCUGCUGCUUCAUAUACACCUAAUUUUCCCACCCCAACUUUCCCCACCCCCUUCCCUUCCUCGCACUUGCUUCCCAUCUCUGCGUCUUUCUAUGUCUCUCUCUCGUGCAGCCCCCUCUACCCGGCCUCCUUGGCCUUUUCGUCUCCCUUUGCCUCAUUUUCUUUCAUUCUUAUCCAUCCCUUGGCCGACCCCUCAUCCCAAGCAGGAGCAGGAGCAAGAACAGAGGGAGCAGAACGAACGUCUAUUGGAGCAGCUCCGGGCAGCAAGGGCAGCGCUGGGAGAGAAACAGAUCGAGCUGGACUCCGUGAAAUCCCUCCUAGCCGAGCGGGAGGAGGAGAUCCGGCAGCUGACGGCGCGGUGGGAGGAGCGGGAAGCUGCGCUGACGGUCAUGCGCGCGGAGGUGAUCAGCGGAGCCAGGGAGAUCGCGCAGCUGCGGGACGUUAUCAAAUCCGCCUCCUCACGCCAAGCAGGGCAGCAGGGCGAGGGGGUGGAAAAGGUGUCGCAGGCGGAUUUGGUGGCGCAUGAAGUUGUGAAGCUGGAACUCGAGGUGGCCAAGGUGGAGGUAGAGACCGCCAUGUCAGCUCUCCAGGGCUUGGCCGAUCUCAGUGCCCAGCUCAAGGCAGACACAGACGACCGUAUGCUGCUGCUGCCCGCAUCCUCGCUCGGUUCCUCCACUGCUUCCGCCAGUCAACUACACGACUCUUGUCCCGCUCUGGCCUCGGCUGCUGCUGCUGUCAGCGCAUCAGGGAGUGCCGCCCAACAGGGAGAGGAGCAGGAGGAGCAGCAGAGGUUGCAACAGCAGCAGAAGGAGCGGGAGGAGCGGAGGCAGAGGGAGGAGGAGCAGGAGGAGGCACGGAUGCAGCAGCAGCUGCAGGAGAGGGACAAUGCGCUGCGCAUGGCAGUGCGCGCCAUGUCCAACCUCACGCGCCUCACUCAGAAGCUUGCCGCUGACGCCCAGGCAGAGUUCUCAGGAGGAGAGCCCGUGCUGCAGAUGUAG
Closterium sp. Naga37s-1 is the source of this 2589-nucleotide messenger RNA. The record is from the annotation of a GenBank genome assembly. NCBI's taxonomy places the organism in Eukaryota, Viridiplantae, Streptophyta, Zygnematophyceae, Desmidiales, Closteriaceae.